This is a messenger RNA of Sesamum indicum (sesame), 2485 nucleotides long. The record is from RefSeq and is a predicted model, not a curated record. Lineage: Eukaryota; Viridiplantae; Streptophyta; Magnoliopsida; Lamiales; Pedaliaceae.
UGUGGAUGGACCAUAGAUAUAAAAAAAACACGGCUUUCAGCUUUUGAAAUUUUCUGUCAAAUAUUUGCUUUUAUGGUGAUAUGGGUUGCAUUAAUUAAUACGUCUCUCAUUAAUGAUAAUCCUGAUCUCCAGUUCCAUACCUUCACAUGCGUCCAUAGAUUUAUUACCCGAAUUUCUUUCCAUCCCAGAUAAUCAGACACUGGUUUCAUACAUCCGAUGUUAAUCUUUGGUCAAGAAAUGUCUUUUCUGCUUCUGCGUAUGCUAAUAGUACUGGUUUUUCAUGUAAGACAAUCUUUUUCGGAACCAAGAGCAACAGAAGCAGCUUUGAUAUGCAGCAACAGGACGGCGGAAGCUUCUGACAGGCAAGUCUAUGUAGCAAGCUUUCUGGCAACUAUGGAUUCCGUCACGCCGCAGGUUUCCAGGCAGCGAUACGGUGUGGUGAUAAACGGGACAGGCAACAACACGGUCUACACCUUUGGUGAAUGUAUGAAGGACUUAUCUCAGAAUGAUUGCAAUCUUUGCUUUGCUCGGAUGAAGACUCAAAUUUUGAGGUGUUUACCGUUUCAGCGGUUGACUAAAGGUGGCAGGCUGUUCUAUGAUGGAUGCUACUUGAGAUAUGAUGACUUUAUGUUCUUCAAUGAGAGUUUGAGUGCUGUGGAUAGAACUGUUUGUGGGGCUGAUGAUUUUGUCGGGAAUCGGAGUUUGUUUGCGGAUAGUGUGUUGGAACUGUCGAGGAAAGUGAGAGUGGAGGGGCCUAAGAAUGAUGGAUUCUUUACAGGGUCUGUCAGCAAUGGGAAUUUGACAGUUUAUGGGUUGGCUCAGUGUUGGGAGUUUGUAAAUGGGAGUGGUUGUGUGAACUGUUUGGAGAAUGCAGUGCUUAGAAUUGGAUCUUGCCCUCCAAAGGUGGAAGGAAGAGCUUUGAAUGCUGGCUGUUACUUUAGGUAUUCAACAACAAGAUUUUACAACAAUUCUGCCAGCGAUGCGCCUGCCGGAGGCGGAGGGGGAUCUCACCGCCGUGCAACUAUUUUUGCCUCAACUUCUGCUGCUAUUGCUUGUCUGCUAUUUGUAGCUGCGGUUUCAUUCUUUGCAAGGAACAGAAUUGUACGACGAAGAAGAGAGAAGAAGAAACUCGGUACCCUUUUAGCCAGAGUCACCAAGUCCAAAAUCAACUUUUCAUAUGAAACUCUAGAGAGGGCCACAAAUUACUUUGCUAACUCCAAUAAGCUGGGGCAAGGAGGAUCAGGUUCUGUUUACAAGGGGAUAUUACCAGGUGGACAGACGGUUGCUGUAAAGAGGCUGUUCUUUAACACGACACAAUGGGCCGAUCAUUUCUUUAACGAGGUUAAUUUGAUUAGUGGUAUUGAUCACCCAAACUUGGUGAAGCUUUUGGGUUGCAGCAUUACAGGGCCGGAGAGCCUCCUUGUGUACGAAUACGUGCCGAACCAAAGCCUUCAUGACUAUAUACUGCCGAGGGGUUGGCUUUUCUUCAUGAAACAUCAAAGCUGAGGAUCAUACACCGGGACAUAAAACUGAGCAAUGUACUCUUGCAUAUGGAUUUCACGCCAAAAAUUGCUGAUUUUGGUCUCGCUAGAUUGUUCCCAGAAGACGAGACUCAUAUCAGUACCGCUGUUGCUGGCACUCUUGGUUAUAUGGCCCCAGAAUACGUCGUUCGUGGAAAAUUGACAGAGAAAGCAGAUGUCUAUAGUUUCGGAGUUGUAGUCAUGGAAGUCGUCAGUGGCAGAAGGAACAAUGCUUUCUCCCAGAACUCUCUCUCAAUCCUCCAAAAGGUAUGGGACCUAUAUCAAUCGGGACAACUAAUCGAAGCAGUCGAUCCAUCAGUAAAGGGGAAGUUCCCGGAAGAAGGAGCAACCAGACUACUUCAAAUUGGCCUAAUCUGUGCACAAGCUGCAGCAGAACGUCGGCCAUCAAUGUCGGUCAUCGUGAAAAUGCUGACCGGUAAUGAAGAAAUCCCUGGGCCGACACAGCCACCGUUUCUCAGCUCCAAUAGUGCAGAAAUGAUCGGUCCAUUCAAUCCGCCGGGCAAGUACUUCUCUCAGCAUGAGUCGAACACAGAGUCAUAUGAUAAUGAAAUAACAGAAAGCUUUUUCGAACCAAGAUGAAAGAGUUUUAGCAAACUAGAUAACAUAACAUUGUAAUGCUGCCUCGAUGUACAUAGAAAAAUUGCCUUCAAUGACUUGAUAGAACUCAUCCAAGUAUACUAGUAGACUAUAGAGAUUGUAGUUGCAGUUGUAUUGCAAAUAUCACCAUUGAUUUAGGUGGCACGUCGUCAGCUUUCUCACGUCUUCGGAAAGGUUUUGCACAUGAGAAAAGAGAGCACAUCAUUAGGCUUGCUGGGAGGUCUCCAUCUAAGACCCUCCGACAUCUAAGUCAGUGAAGGAGUUCAACAUAGAAGAGCCAAUAUAAAUGGGAUCUCAAAGUAUUUAAUGUUGAUCUCAAUGUAAUAAAAUGUCUUUUUAUAAAUAAA